Messenger RNA from Spodoptera frugiperda (fall armyworm), 1044 nucleotides. RefSeq lists its product as uncharacterized. Lineage: Eukaryota; Metazoa; Arthropoda; Insecta; Lepidoptera; Noctuidae. The transcript has 2 exons. The record is from RefSeq and is a predicted model, not a curated record. The coding region runs from base 144 to 401 and encodes 85 amino acids.
GGCCAUACCUUUACCUCGUAUUUUAAUAUCUGUCAGAUAACGGGGCUGGCACACAAACAUCCGAUCUGGGCCGCUGUGCCGUGCGUCGCGUAUUUAAAGCGAAAUUAUAUGAACAUAGUGUUAUACUGAGCAUCGAAGCAGCCAUGAAUAUUCUGCUCCCAAUCCUCAUCAUCACAGUGGCCUUCCACGUCGUAUCGCCAGCUCCAAUGGACCAUCUUCACCAGUUCGAGCUGACGAUGUUGAACAAACUCCAUAAACCUUGGUUCUCUAAGCCUCAGGAGUAUCCCAGAAAGGGAGAGCACCCCAGGAAAGGAGAGUACCCUUGCAAGGGUGGAAUCUGCAAGUCUAAAGGUGUUCCUGACUGUGAAGAGUGCCAAUAUCAGUUGCCUUUGAGAUUUUAGGAUGGAGAAAGAAGUCCAUGGGGUUUUGGAGACCACAGAAUACCAUAGGCUUAAGUCAAAGACAAAGUGCAAAUAUCCGUUAAUAACCACUUGUGAAAGUCAAGCUAUCUAUUUUAAUUAACCGCUGCACCGCACGAGGAUUUUCUCCUGUGUCGUGGAUUUACAAACAUACAAGUUCACAUACACAUGCCACCCAAACCUGAAACAACAAUUUGUGGACCACACAAAGAGCUGCUCCAUGCGAGAAUCGCGACAGCCGAUUGCCCAGCCAGCAGCGCUUUCUGAUAUAGACCUGAACAGCUAAAUCUUUUAAACUGUUCCGUUUCAAUAAGGGCUACUGUAUUCUACUCACUAGAUGGUGCUAGUGGGAAGCUCUCGUUCUUCGUCCAAUAGGGAAUUAGCUAGUGUCACACCAUUGGACGUUCAAUAUUUGACAGCUGCAGUGAUUGGACAAAAAACUUUUGCUAUAUUUGCACCAUCUUGUGAAUGGGGGCCCAUUUAUUAUUUACUUGUCUUACUUAAAGACUGAUUAUGAAAUUAUUAAGUAUGUAACCUAAUCUUUAUUAUGAAAAUUGUACCAAUAUAGUUAUGUAUAUAAAUGUAUUUAACUUAAGAAAAUAAAGGAAUAUUAAUUAUUUUUGUA